GUGUCUUAUUUGUUGUGGGUAACAUGGUCUCUCUCUACCCACUUCAUCACUUGUUAAACUUCAUCAUCAUCUUCAUCACUUUCCCCAGAACAAAACCAAAGAACAAAGAACAGGGUUGGCUUUAAAAGGCCAUCAUCAUCAUCAUCAUCAUCAUCAUCAUCAUUCAGUGUGUUUUGAGGAGCAGAGGAAAGGAAGUCAUGGAAGUGGUUCAGUUGCAAGGAAGGUUCAUUGACUUCAUAUCUUCUCUUUUCAGGGAGGGAUUUCUGGAUGAUCAGUUCACUCAGUUACAGCAGUUACAGGAUGAAAGCAAUCCUGAGUUUGUAAUGGAAGUGGUCUCUCUUUUCUUUGAAGACUCUGAAAGGCUUCUCAAUGAGCUCACCUCCACCUUGGAGCAACAAGUUGUAGAUUUUAAGAAAGUUGAUGCUCAUGUUCAUCAGUUGAAAGGAAGCAGUGCUAGUAUAGGUGCUCAGAGAGUCAAGAAUGUAUGUGUAGCUUUUCGCAAUUUUUGUGAAGCCGGUGAUCGAGAAGGAUGUUUGAGGUGUUUGCAGCAAGUCAAGCAUGAGUAUUCCCUUGUGAAGAACAAGCUCGAAACCGUAUUUAAGCUGGAGCAGCAGAUUGUUCAGGCUGGUGGGUCAAUUCCAUAGAUGUUAAACAUAUGAAAAGGGAAUUGAAAGGAUUCAUUUUGGAACAAUCUGAUCAUGUUUGGACUAUGUCAAUUAUCAUCGUUUUGUCUUUGUUUUUCCUCAGUUAUUGAUAUGAUGUAAAGAGAGAACUCAGAUAAUCUUGAACUUGCUGUUUUUCGGCAUUAACUUUUCAUUUAUGCAUGUAAAUUGCAGGCUUGGUUUGAUUUAAUCCAUUUUCCAUGCUCUUGA
Messenger RNA from Dioscorea cayenensis subsp. rotundata (Guinea yam), 872 nucleotides. RefSeq names its product histidine-containing phosphotransfer protein 1. Gene Ontology annotation, cellular component: nucleus; cytoplasm. The coding region runs from base 198 to 644 and encodes 148 amino acids. The record is from RefSeq and is a predicted model, not a curated record. Gene Ontology annotation, biological process: phosphorelay signal transduction system; cytokinin-activated signaling pathway; phosphorylation. NCBI's taxonomy places the organism in Eukaryota, Viridiplantae, Streptophyta, Magnoliopsida, Dioscoreales, Dioscoreaceae. The transcript has 7 exons. Gene Ontology annotation, molecular function: protein histidine kinase binding; histidine phosphotransfer kinase activity.